AUUUCAUUAAGGAUAAUGAUGCAAGAGAUACAUUAGAAUUUGAGUGAACAAAAGCUACUGCACCUAAGGUUUGCUAACAGCAUGGGUCAAGGCAAGCCCCCAAAAAAGAUAAAAAAGGCUUACAAUGACAAAGAAGUUUACUCAGCACAAGAGAGCGUGAGUAAAGCUUAACUAAACUAAUUCCCUAGCACCUAUUCGAUUACCAGUAGACCAACGCUUGAACUUGGUUCCGGAACCUGAAACAAGAGCAUUAAUCAAGGAGCAAAUCGACCGGAGAAUAAUCUUAGGGGCCGAAGAUUAUCCCGAAGGCGAAACCGAAAGGACUAUAGGCGAAGCGGGGUUGACUAGGUCCCGGUCCGGCCACAUUCCGGUGGUAUCCACUCCAGACGCCGAAGUAGCUCCAGAGACAAAAAAGACGAGGCCUUGGAGACCCUACACCAAACGAACCGAACCGAACAGGAAGACGCUGGAGCAUUACUGUCUGAAGCAAGCGGAGGUUAAGGCUCUCGACUCCGGUCCCUUCACAGAAACAGCUAGCUCAGAAAGAUUACGGCAUCAGAACGAGGAGGAGGCAAGGCCCAGAAUCUGUCUAUCUCCUUCCAGAAUCGUGAAGAACAGAGGAGCUAUAGCUCCAAUCACCAGGCGACUACGAAGCCACCAUGUUAAGAGCUAAGAGAACCAGACCAAAAGGAGUCCCCGGCGAAAGCCUCACAACGCCUUUUCAUCUCAGAUCCGAAAAUCCAGAUGGGGAAGUCCUAGCGUAGCAACCGAACCGAAGAGAGGAGGGGAGGUAGAGACACCACAAGGCCAGAUGCGAAACGGCAGCGACGCGCUUCAAAUCCGGCGAUAUCAUCGGGUUGAACCUGACCCAGAUUCAACCACAACCAAAACCCAGAUCUACAACAAAAACGGAGCUUCCUGAAGACAGACAACCAACCGCUGACUCGCCAACCCUCCGGGGAAGCCAAAAACACUUUCGGCGACUGAUUAGAUCCGCCGGAUCCGGCCGCAAUCCGACGAAAAUCUAGAGGGCUGAGCAAGGAGACGACGGUAGGAGAACCGAGAGACAGGAUUGGAGGCAGAGUGGCGAAACAGGAGGGGUGGCGACCGACGGACAAGGGCUCCGCCGGCCACCGAAGCUUAAAAAAUUAGGGUUUAGUCGAGUGAAGAGGGGAAAUAGGGGAGAGAGAAUUGAGAGAAAAAACCUCUCUCCUCUCUCUAAACUCGUGAAAAAAAGAAACAAGCUCUAUCUCUCUGCUUAGUUAUUAUAGUGUUUCAGGUUUUUAAGAUCGAGCCGAGUCACGAUGGAGACGAUAGAGAAGAUGAUAGAGGACUUCAAAAAAGUGCUGGACGACUCAACCCACACAUCACCGGAGACUCUGAAACACGAGAUGAUCCAGUGGUUGGAUGAGACGCUGUCGCCGAGACUGAAACAAGUCCUCGAGGAGAGAGAGACUCAAUCAUCAUCGGAGCAAACUGUGACUCCGUUUGUUGUCUCCGGUAAAAUCGAUUACGAGAAGGUGAUCCUCAAGUUUGGCUGCACGAAGAUAGACGAGUCGCUCAUUGAUCGUGUUGAGAGGCUCACUUCCCGUCGAGCUCACGUUUUCCUCCGCCGUGGCUUCUUCUACGCCCACAGGGAUCUCGAUAAGAUUUUGGACUGUCAUGAGAGAGGAGACAAGUUCUACCUCUACACUGGGAGAGGACCUUCAUCAGAAUCUUUGCAUCUAGGGCAUUUGAUUCCUUUCUUGUUCACCAAAUACUUGCAGGAAGCUUUCAAGGUUCCUCUCGUUAUACAGAUUACGGAUGAUGAAAAGAAAAUAUGGAAGAAGUUAAACAAGGAGAAAAGUAAAAGACUUGGCAGAGAAAAUGUGAAAGAUAUCAUCGCUUGCGGUUUCGAUGUCUCAAAUACCUUUAUUUUCUCCAGCUAUGCCACUGUUGGCGGUAAAUUCUAUGAAAAUGUGGUGGAGAUUGCAGAUUGCGUUACAGUUAACAAGGCUAAUUCGACUUUCGGCUUUACCGGCGAAGCUUCUACUGCAAAAAUGAUCUUCCCUUCUGUGCAGGCAGCUCCAUCUUUUUCUAGCUCAUUCCCACACAAGUUGUUCCCUGACGAGAAGAAAAAUAUCCCUUGCUUGAUUCCCUGUGCAAUUGACCAGGAUCCGUACUUCAGGCUGACUCGUGAUGUUGCACCUCGGUUAGACUUUAUAAAGCCUGCUCUGAUUGAGUCAAAGUUUUUCCCUGCGCUGCGGGGAAAUAAUGGGAAAAUGUCAGCAAGUGAUGCAAAUUCCGCUAUUUAUAUUAAUGAUAGCGCUAAGGACAUUAAAAGAAAGAUAAACAGUGCUGUUACUGGUGGGCGAGAUAACUUGGAAGAUCAAAAAAAAUAUGGAGCAAAUCUGGAGGAAGACAUACCGUUUCAGUAUUUGAGUUUCUUCCUGGAAGAUGAUGCUGAACUUGAACACAUAAAGAAGGAGUAUGGAGAAGGAAGAAUGACAACGGGUGAUGUAAAGAAGAGACUCGUUCAGGUUGUGACAGAAAUUGUGGAGAGACACCGCAUGGCUCGAGCUGCUGUUACUGAUGAGAUGGUGGAUGCGUUCAUGACUCCGAGACCUCUGUUUGGGUAAACUCUAAACCGGAAAAAGCUCUACAACUUCGAGUGAAGUUUACAGUUGAUAUUUUAUGCAUAUAGCUUAAUCGGUUUCCUGGUUCAGUUGUUAGCUCUGAAGAGUUCACUGGUUUAAAUGGUUAUCUAUUUAUUUUGCUUUUAUUUUAGGAAACAUUAAUUAAAAGGCCCAUAUUUGUUCUUUUGCUUCCAACCCAAUACUUUCUGGGCCGGGUCUGUUUAUAAUUAUACUAUGUAGAGACUUCACCUAUUAUGGUGCUCCAAAACCCUAAUCUAUCCAAUUUGGUUAAUAACCA
Molecule: messenger RNA, 2913 nt
Organism: Brassica napus (rape)
Lineage: Eukaryota; Viridiplantae; Streptophyta; Magnoliopsida; Brassicales; Brassicaceae
Product: tryptophan--tRNA ligase, cytoplasmic-like
Exons: 11
Coding region: 1305-2618 (437 amino acids)
Biological process (GO): tryptophanyl-tRNA aminoacylation
Cellular component (GO): cytoplasm
Molecular function (GO): tryptophan-tRNA ligase activity; ATP binding
Source: RefSeq, a predicted model, not a curated record